UAUACGUAUCACUUUUUGUUUUUAAGCCUGCAAUUUUUAGUGUCUGAUUUUACCCUGAGUUUUGAGGAUGUUUACCUUGCCUUCAUUCGCUGGUGCCCUGAUGUUGUGGGCUUCGUUGUCACCUCCGCUGGUCCAGGCCUGCCAAGGAGAUGAAUUACCGCGUGACAUGGUGCUUGGCUGGCUAAAACGACGGAUCCUUGACGGUUUGGGGAUGGAUGAGCCCCCUCUGCAAUUGCCUCUGCCAACACGGCAAGCGCUGAACAAAGUGGUACAUCAUGCAGCUUCACGAAUGACUAGAGAGACGAGACUCAAAAGAAGACACCAUCAGGAGUCUUCACAGGUCAUUCUGUUCCCAAGCUCAGAGUCUACGUGCAAGGACAUGUCCGAUAACUCCUCCGAGGCUGCAUCUGGUCACUUUACCUACUACUUUCAGCCCUCUCUGGACAGCCAGGACUCCAUCAUCACUUCUGCCCACUUCUGGUUCUAUGCUGGAGAGACCAUUGCUUCUAACAACACUUCAGCACCCCUUUUCAUCCUCACCCCUUACCACGAGCUGCUCCAAGCAUCCGUAAGUCCAGUCAGACGCUGCACCGAUGGCUGGACCACCUAUAAGUUAGACCUCCACCUCCACAUUGCCAUGGCUGUGGGCCCUUUCAUGCUGCAGGUCCGUUGCCCGUCCUGCAGUUGCUACGAUUCAGAAGAUAAAACCCCCUUUUUGCACCUCCACACCCGAUCGAGUGGCCCCGACCGCUCACGCAGAGCACCCAAAAUUCCUUGGUCACCAGCUGCUAUCGAAAAGCUCAGGAGACCUGCUUCUGAUGACACAGAUUGCAAAAGAGAACAGAUAGAAAUCUCAUUCGAGGACCUUGGCUGGGACAACUGGAUUGUUCAUCCUAAAGCCUUCACCUUCUACUACUGCCACGGCAACUGCUCCAGCACUGAGCGCAUUACUACUCUACUUGGCAUCGUCCAGUGCUGUGCUCCCGUUCCAGAGAGCAUGAAGUCCCUCCGCUUUACCACCACCUCAGACGGGGGAUACUCCUUCAAGUACGAGACCCUGCCUAACAUCAUACCAGAAGAGUGCAACUGCAUCUAACUCUCCGCUGUGGCUUAAAGAUUAUCUGCUUUAAAUGAAUGAUCAAAGCAAAUAAUGUUUUAAAACUGUGUAAAAGAUUGCAAACGUACCUUUAUCUAACUGUUAUAUUUAGUAACACUACAAUUUUGUUAAUACACCAAUAUCAGUUUUCUGUAAAACCUUGCUCAGUAAUGUUUAGAAAACAUAUACAGCGUCAACUCUUCGCAGUUUAUUUCCUUAUGCAAACAGACAUUUACAGAGAAAAGCAUCAUAACCUUGUAAACUAAACUAUAAUUUUGAAAAACUUAAAUUGCACAUUACCCAGACAUCUAUGACAACAGAUGACGGCCAGUGUAAGAAGGAAUCCAUUAAAUACAAGUAUUAACGGGCCUUUUUAGGCCACCGGCACGAAUGAAGUCAUUUAAAUACAUUUAUUCAUUUAGCAAGUGAUUGUAAGCAAAGUGACUAACAAAUGUGGUAAUAAAAGAAGCAUCAAACAAAUAUGGUCUUCAUCUCAUAUGGGUCUACAUUACAAACAUAUGUCAAAGUACCACUCCUUUGAUAAGAUGCAAAACUUUGUGUUGAAUAUUACUUGGGUCACCAAAUAUACAUGAUCAAAGACAAGUAACGUGCCUCUAUAUAAUGUCAUUGCAAAAUUGCAGUUUCCCCAUUAACCCCAUGUAAACCACAGAUAUAUAUAAUAAUGCAAUAACAUGUUGCAUAGAUUAUUUUUAAUAGUAAGUGUAUGCAGAAAAAUUUUAAUAAACAAUUCAAGUA
Messenger RNA from Puntigrus tetrazona (Sumatra barb), 1852 nucleotides. It is a transcript of the gene inha, whose product is annotated as inhibin subunit alpha. The coding region runs from base 68 to 1096 and encodes 342 amino acids. Lineage: Eukaryota; Metazoa; Chordata; Actinopteri; Cypriniformes; Cyprinidae. The transcript has 2 exons. Gene Ontology annotation, molecular function: growth factor activity; cytokine activity. The record is from RefSeq and is a predicted model, not a curated record. Gene Ontology annotation, cellular component: extracellular region. Gene Ontology annotation, biological process: SMAD protein signal transduction.